Messenger RNA from Schistocerca nitens (vagrant locust), 386 nucleotides. RefSeq names its product cuticle protein 21-like. The record is from RefSeq and is a predicted model, not a curated record. The transcript is spliced from 2 exons. NCBI's taxonomy places the organism in Eukaryota, Metazoa, Arthropoda, Insecta, Orthoptera, Acrididae. The coding region runs from base 24 to 260 and encodes 78 amino acids.
CUUCUGACACGCCGUCAACAGCCAUGUUCAAGCAGCUGAUCGUCGUCCUGGCCGUGGUGGCCGCCUGCCUGGCCGCCCCCGGACCCAAGCCGGCCCCCGGUCUGCUGGCCAGCUACGUGGCCGCUGCCCCGGUCGCAUACACCGCCCCCGCCGUCGCCGCCCCCGUCGCCUACACCGCUGCCUACACCGCCCCCGUGGCAUACGCCGCUCCGUACGCCGCAUAUGCCGCUCUGCCCUACAGAGCUGCAUUCUAUGGAUGAAAACGAUGUCUUCACUGCGACCAUCUGGCCACUUCUGCAGCAAACAGCAGACAUUGAAAAGAAUCUGACAUAAAAUGUGGACUGCGAAAACUAAGUUGUAAAGAAUAAAUACAAUCACGAACAGUU